AUGGACGGCAGGGUAUCAACAUCUGGUAUCCAUCCGCAGACAGCGCAGAAAGCACAGAAUGGCAAGCAAGAAGCAAGCGACGGGCCUCUUCCUCCCCUCUCCUCCUCCUCCUCUUUUUCUUUUACCAGCAGUCCAGCAAUUGACCGCCACCACCACCACCACCAUCACCACCACCGGUUUGAAGUCGGCCGCGGCGGCGGUGGCAUGCAGGACGCGGCGAUACUGGGCGGACUGGCCGCAGACGGUCCGGGGGAUGCUGGCCGGGAAAAUCUCCCCAACAUUGAUUAUCCCUCCUCUCGGAGCACUAGAGCAUGCACCCUGAAGACCGACUGGUCGACACUGUGGUGACAAUGUCGGCAUUUCCAAACACUUGACGGCAGACCAGGUGACAGGAAGACCGAUUCCAUAUCAGCUUCAACUCGGCGAGUCGCGCGCGAGACUUGCAACGUACAAAAUGAGGGCCGUGAGAUUUCCGCCGGCAUGGUUUACCAAUAUCCCGUAGUCGCAGGGCUGGCUGACAUUUUGCUCAAAGUGGGGUCCAAUAACAUACGAGAAGCCUCAUCGCGGCGGGUGGAUGGGAUAAAGCCUGUUCGACUGUUCCCCAGACGAGUCGAACAGGGACGCCAAAUGACGACGGGAAAUGAGAUUGAUUCGCACUCGACCAUUUGGCGUACACCAUGUGUGCGUUGCGAGAUGGCUAAUAACAGUCAUGCACUAUGGAGGCGGGGAGGAGAGUGAGUAAGUUUGCUGUGUCUGUCUAGAAUGGUGGUCGCGACGACGGCGCCGGUUUGCCGUGCCGUUCAAUGCUUGCCGCUCGCGAUCUAUCCAGGAGGCGCCAUGCACAAUUGCGACGUCGCAAGCGUGGCGCCUCGCCAAGAUGCUCGUUAGACUUUGGUUGGAUUCUCGUUGGGUUCGCGUUCAGCGGCUGCAUCCUUUCAUCGCUGGAGGUGUACAAGUAUGUAGACAAACCAUGAAGCAGCCGCCACUGACCAAAGUUUCUAUUUGCAGUUUGCCCUGAAGCUUGCUUCGCAAUCCCGGGGCCCACCACGCGGAAGUCUGGAAGCCUUCCAUACUUUUUCUUCUUGCGCUCUUUUUUGUUCGGGGGGAGGAGGGUUGAAAAGGCGGAGUAGUCAGGUUGCUGGGCUGUUGUCGCGCUUUUACAUGACGCGUUUGCCCCAAAAUGCUUGCUUCUUGCUAUUCUCAUCCGCCCAUUUUGGAUUCCUCCUCUUCUGGUUUCUUUCUUUCUUUCUUUCUUCAACGGUAUAACACCACCUACGGUAUGAUGUGUAUCUGGCUUGGCGCAAACUUGAGGGGAAUCACCCCUGCAGCUGCGGUAUGCGGCAGUUUGUCUCACGCUUGACGUCGUCUUUACUUGGGUACUUGGAGACACCAGGCGGUUGGCAUGGACGAACACUGCGUACGACGCGUGUGGGUGUCGUGCUGCACAGCUGUCUGUCGGCACCGUCCACGGUAGAAUGAGGAUGGGUGAUCCCGGGCCAAUAACAGCCGCGAAGACAUUUUCUUUGUCUCCCUGUCGGUUACACAACAAUACUUCCAUGUUUGUGUCGAGGUGACGAGACCACGGCCGUCUUUUUCUCAAAGCCAGUCUGUCCAAUUCGGAAAAGGGGCGAACCCCCCUCCUCCAGGGGGGAAAAGAACAAGAAAACCACCCAAGGAUCUCUUCAAGACAGCCAAACUCCAUGGGCCACCAUGCAUGGACGCUUCGUUGGCGGCAAACUGUUGUACAGACCCGGCCGUACCCAAGAUUGAACCAGUUUCAUCCGAAUGCCGGCCAAACAUUUGAUCGACCCGCCAGGAAAUUGGGUUAAGGUUCUUGGGUCGUUGCCCUUCCAUUGAGCUGUCGUUUCAACACAAAGUGCUGUCAAGCUCUGACGCUUGUGUAUUGGUGGCUCGGGCAAAGGCAGGCAAUCCAAGGUUGGGCUGCCCUUUGUCGUCUGAACUUGUGACAUCCAGGACCGUGAGACCAGCUCUAGCAGGCACGUUUCAAUGGCGAAGCCAAAAGGUUAAGAGAUGGCUCGUCUGAACGCUUUAGCCAACGGGUUCCCGCAGCAAGCAUACGAACGUUGCGAUACGUCAACGGAAGGGGGUUUGGUUUGGUAUGGUUUGGCGACAGGUCGUCGACAACCUGUGAGUGACGAAGCCCAUGCUAUGGCAUGUAUCGCUAGUCCGAAUCGAUCAAUCCUGUAAGGCCGCUCGCUUGCCUACCUUCCACUUAUUUAUUUGUUAUCUUUAUCGUUUGUUUUUAUUUUUUCAAUUCUUAUUGCGUGCUUUUU
Messenger RNA from Colletotrichum destructivum, 2294 nucleotides. RefSeq lists its product as uncharacterized. The transcript has 3 exons. The record is from RefSeq and is a predicted model, not a curated record. Lineage: Eukaryota; Fungi; Ascomycota; Sordariomycetes; Glomerellales; Glomerellaceae. Bases 1 to 348 code for a protein of 115 amino acids.